This is a messenger RNA of Biomphalaria glabrata, 2212 nucleotides long. RefSeq names its product thioredoxin domain-containing protein 17-like. Gene Ontology annotation, cellular component: cytosol. The transcript is spliced from 4 exons. The coding region runs from base 49 to 522 and encodes 157 amino acids. The record is from RefSeq and is a predicted model, not a curated record. Gene Ontology annotation, molecular function: protein-disulfide reductase [NAD(P)H] activity. Lineage: Eukaryota; Metazoa; Mollusca; Gastropoda; Planorbidae.
GUAGAAAACAAACUUGUGAUUAUUAAUGAUGGUGUGAAAUGUCUUCGAAUGGAGCCUACAAGGCACCUUGACGUGGUCACGGUCCGAGGUUAUUCGGAGAUUAAGAGCGCACUGAGGAAAGCCGACAAGGGACAAUACGACAGUAUCUAUGUGUUUUUUACUGGGGACAAGGACCAGAACGGAGUGAGUUGGUGUCCGGACUGCGUUCGAGCUGAACCAUUUAUACACGGGAGUCUGGACAAAACAAAAGGCCGCAGUAUUUUUUUCUGGUGUUAUGUUGGUGAAAGAGAUAAGUGGAAAAACCCAAAGAAUCAGUUUCGAGUAGAUCCCGUAUUUCAGUUAAAGUGUAUACCAACACUUAUCAAGAUCGGUACACAGAAACGACUGACGGAGGCUCAGUGCUGCAGAGAUGACCUAUUGGAUUUGAUCUUUGACGACGAUUCAGAUGAGUGUCGAGCUUCCGCAAGAACCAACGUAUCGAGCUCUGCCAGCAAACAAUGUUGUAUGUGCAUUCUCUUUUGAAAACAGGCAUUCCAGAAUAAAAAUCAUGGACGAAAUAUGACACAGGAGGAGCCAACCGAUCUUUGUGCAUGCUGACAACUCAAGAUCACACACAGAUCCUCUGAGAAUAGUUUAUGAAUGAAGUGGUAAUACAUAUAUAAGACUAUAUGACAUGGGCGUAGCCAGGGGGGGGUUCUUGGGGUUCAAACCCCCCCCGAAAUGAAAUCCCCCCCCCCCCCGCAGGGGGGGGGACGGAAUUAAGUGAGUGAUUUUUGCUUUCAUUUUGUUUAUUUUAGGUGAGAUUUUAAUACUAAAUCAUCACUUACCACAGCACAGCCGAGGCAGUUUUGAGUUAAAAACCCUCUACCAGGGGGUUUUAAGUUUAAAUCCCCCUACCAGGGUGUUUUGAGAUUUUAAAAACCCCUAUCAGGGGGUUUUGAGAUACAAAUCCCUCUACCAGAGGUUUUUGCAGUUAAAUCCCCCUCUUCUAUAAAACAAAACAAAAAAAAUGCAAACAACAAUCCCCAAAUUCCAACAGCACAGUUGAGGAAGAUUUUGAUUUUAAAACCCCCUCUAAAAUUUACGAUAACCCCAUCUUCAAUAUAAAAAAGCAAAUUACACACUCAAAAUUCUAGAGCGUAGCCAAAGGGGUUUUGAGUUUAACCCCCCUCCCCCUUCCAGUUGGGGUUUGAAGCUAAAAAGCACCUCUUCAAUAUAAAAAAAAGCAAGUUACACACUAUAAAAUCUAUGAGCGUAGCCAAAGGGGUUUUGAGUUUAACCCCCCUCCCCCUUCCAGUUGGGGUUUGAAGCUAAAAAGUACCUCUUCAAUAUAAAAAAAAAGCAAGUUACACACUAUAAAAUCUAUGAGCGUAGCCAAAGGGGUUUUGAGUUUAAAAUUCCCCUACAGAGCGUUUAGAGUUGAAAACCUCUCUCUUCAAUAUUAUUUUAAAGCAAACUACAGUCACCAAAUUCUAUGAUCGUAGCUAAAUGGGGUUUUGAAUUAAAAACAAAACAAAAAAAAAAAACAGAGAUUUUUUAGUUUAAAACCCCUCAACAGAUGAUUUGACGAAAAAAAAUUUCCUUUUCGAUAUAAAAUCUAAAGCGAAAUACAGGCAUGUAAUUCCAAGAGCGUAGUCAAGAAAGGUUACAAAUUUCUACCAGUGGCUGGGCUCCAUUAAUAAAGUGUGAAUAGUCAUCUGCCGAAAUUGAAAAAACAUUAAAUGUGUCUCAACAAAGAUGGCUAAGACAGAUUUUAGGAGUCAGUCAUAGAGAUCGGGUCUAAAUCAAAGAAAUCAUAUGCCGAACUGGGAGUCGAAUCCUUAGUAAUGUUGUGACAGAGCGUCCCAUGAGGUUUUGCGGGACAUGUUUUCCGACAAAAUGAAUUACGCAAAAUAAGAGUUGCGGAAACAGCUUGCCGGAAAAUGCGCCGAACGGCGCGAGAGGGUCUAAGUCAGUAAGAAUAGCACAUUAGGUUUUUGAAAUAAAACUUUUUAAUAGCAAGAUAAUGCACUGUAGAUACCUCAAAAUAUGCAUUUUGUUGGCUUUCAAUACCAGAAAUAGUGCUCGGCGGCGGGGCUUCGCCCCGCGCUGGGGGAGCGCUGCAAACUCCCCCAGACCCCCUUGCUAGCAAGGGCGGUGAGUCUGCAAUAAACAAUAAACGUCUUCCGAAAGGGUCAGAAUGUAAUAAAGAUUAAUUAUGUACACACACACA